UUUUAAUGCUCGGGUAUAAUAGUUGUUUCUAAUUACAUGCGGAUGAGUUUUUUCUGUGUAUUGUUGACACUUCAUUCAUACGUAGGGAGCAACAAAGUGGAGCUUUUGUUAACGUUGUUAGAUCAAGGCACCGGAGUAGCCUCGAUUUAAAACGUUAAAUGCAUAAAAAUUCAAAACGAGCCUAUAGUUGUUCCCCGCUAUAAACUGCAGGGGCAUAUUUGUCCCUUUUUCCAUUUAUAUUAGUGGACUAAUUAAGCAAGAAAGCUAAUUUUGGGCUUGAUUGCUACCAUGAAGAAGUUCAGAGGACGAAUUAAAAAUUAAACCAUGGCAAGCUAGUUUAGGGAUACGCCUGACUUGCUAGAGACAAAGCGACAAUCCUCGCCGCCGUAUUGCUUCUUGCUCUCGCCAUUCUAGCUUCUGGUAAGCAUUUGAAAUUACUCGCCCCCAAUUCAAUGUUUUAUCUUAGUAGAUUAUGCCGCAAUCAAAUUCAUAAUAAAAUUGCUAGGAACCCUAGUUUCAAACCUCAUUUUCAUGCUUCCGAACUUCAAAACUCUAGCUGCUGCUCAAAUGAAGUAAUUGACUGCUGUUUUCAAUUCAAUUUACCAAACUCUAAAUUGGGUCUACACUCAAUUUCCCCAAUUUUUAACCAAUGUAAAACCCCCAAUUUUGUUACUAAAGACCUGUGCUCUAACUUUGUGAGGCAUCACUGUUCUGGCACUGAAGGUGGGUCUUCUCUGUGGACUGAGGAGAUAGAGUAUUUAGAUGAGUCGGGUAGUGUAAUUUAUAGUGGUAAGGGUAUAAGGUCGGUUGAGCCGGGGCUCGAUGACCAUGUGAUGAUUGGUGGGCUGAAGAAGACAAUUCUGAAUGUUGCUGCAGUUGCUAAGAUUGUUGAGAUUGUUAAGAGGUGGAAAUGGGGGCCGGAAUUGGAGACGCAGUUGGAUAAGUUACAGUUUGUACCGAGUAUGACUCAUGUUGUUCAAGCUUUGAAAAUUAUUAAUGAUCCUGAUGGAUCGUUGAGUUUGUUUAAAUGGGCGAAGAGGCAAUCUUGGUAUGUGCCGGAUGAUGAGUGUUUUGUGCUGUUAUUUGAUGGACUGAAUCAAAUUAGAGAUUUUGAUGGAAUUCAGUCUUUGUUUGAUGAGAUGGUUCAAGAUGCGAAUAGGGGAGGGAUAUCUGCAGUUGGUGCAUAUAAUAGGGUGAUUCAACAUCUAGCUAAAUCCGAGAAGUUGGAGUUGUCACUUUGUUGCUUUAAGAAGGCUAAGGAUUCAGGUUGUAAAAUUGACACACAAACAUAUAAUUUACUUAUAACUUCCUUUUUGAAUAAAGGCUUGCCUUACAAAGCAUUUGAGAUAUAUGAGAGCAUGGAAGCAGCGCAAUGUUCAUUAGAUGGCUCAACAUAUGAGCUGAUGAUACCUAGCUUGGCAAAAUCAGGUCGUUUAGAUGUGGCUAAUAAGCUUUUUCAAGAGAUGAAAGAAAGGAAAAUUCGUCCAACUUUUAGCAUAUUUUCUUCACUUGUUGAUUCAAUGGGGAAAGCAGGGAGGUUGGACACAUCCAUGAAGGUUUAUACGGAAAUGCAGGGUUUUGGACUUAGACCAUCUGCAAGUAUGUACGUUUCUUUGAUUGAGUCUUAUACAAAGGCUGGGAAGUUGGAUACUGCUGUGAGGCUCUGGGAAGAGAUGAAGAAAGCUCGUUUUAGGCCAAACUAUGGGUUGUACACGUUGAUUACUGAAUCACAUGCUAAGUCAGGAAAGCUUGAUACUGCUAUGUCCCUCUUUAAUGAUAUGGAAAAGGCUGGGUUUCUACCAACCCCAUCGACUUAUUCAUGUCUUCUUGAAAUGCAUGCUGCCUCUGGACAAGUAGAUUCUGUAAUGAAGCUGUAUAACUCGAUGACGAAUGCUGGUCUGAAACCAGGUCUGAGUACAUAUACCGCCCUUUUGACACUUCUGGCUAGUAAGAAACUUGUCGAUGUGGCCGCCAAAAUUUUACUUGAAAUGAAGGCCAUGGGAUUUUCUGUUGAUGUGAGUGCCAGUGAUGUUCUAAUGGUGUACAUUAAGGAUGGUUCUAUUGACCUUGCCUUGAGGUGGCUGCGUUUCAUGGGUUCAUCUGGAAUCAGAACAAAUAAUUUUAUAAUAAGGCAGUUGUUUGAGUCUUGCAUGAAGAGCGGUUUAUAUGAAUCAGCCAAGCCUCUCCUUGAGACCUAUGUGAACUCUGCUGCUAAAGUGGAUCUAAUACUUUAUACAUCAAUUCUUGCUCAUCUAGUCCGAUGCCAAGAAGAGCAGAACGAGAGGCAUUUGAUGUCCAUUCUCAGUGCUACAAGACAUAAGGCGCAUGAUUUUAUGUGUGGGCUUUUUACGGGUCCCGAACAAAGAAAACAACCAGUGUUAACCUUCGCUAGGGAGUUUUUCCAGGGCAUUGAUUAUGAUUUGGAAGAGGGUGCUGCGAGGUACUUCGUAAAUGUUUUGCUCAAUUACCUUGUUCUUAUGGGGCAAAUAAACCGAGCUCGAUGUGUUUGGAAGGUUUCCUAUGAGAACAAGCUUUUCCCAAAGGCUAUAGUUUUUGACCAACAUAUUGCUUGGUCCCUUGAUGUUAGGAACUUAUCCGUAGGAGCUGCUCUCAUUGCAGUUGUGCACACUCUCCAUAGAUUUAGGAAGCGCAUGUUAUACUACGGUGUUAUUCCAAGACGUAUCAAAUUGGUUACUGGACCCACUUUGAAGAUUGUUGUUGCACAAAUGUUGAGUUCCGUAGAGUCCCCAUUUGAGGUUAGCAAGGUAGUUCUAAGAGCUCCAGGGGACUCUGUUAUGGAGUGGUUUAAGAAACCUAUUGUCCAGCAGUUUCUUCUUAAUGAGAUUCCUUCAAGGGCUGAUGUACUCAUGCAUAAGCUGAACACACUUUUCCCGAGUUCUGCUCCUGAAAUCAGAUCACUGACUCCUCCAAAACCGCUUAUUUCAGGGAGAGCUGCGUAAAUAUUUGUGAUAAUUGAGAUCAGUUACCAGUUCAGUGCCUACGAGUAAUGAAAAAAGGAAGCAUUUCAAGUUGGAAUAAUCAGGAAGUGCUGAAACUGAAACUGUCUUUCCUUUUGGGUAACUUAAAAGCAAAUCUCUUCAUGGAAGAGAAAUAGUUGAAUCCUUUGGCUUGCCGAUUUGCAUAAUGUUAUAGCAGGCAGACUAUUUUUAUUCCAUGGAAGCAGAAUUGAAAUCCAACCAUGGCUUCUCUUAGUGACUUGUGUAAAAACUAAUUGCUCGCAAGAAGCUGUAAAAACAUAUGCCAGAGAAUCUGGCUUGUUGGUUCAUUUUGGAAGAGGAAGGGAGAGUUGAAAGUUCGUCAACGAUGUCAGACUAGUUCUGUACAUAAAACAUCUGAGUCGUAGUCUUGAUUCAUCGGAGAACAUGACCUCCAUACGUGCCUGGUAACCGCUUUUUUCUGCCAUUGCUACAAAAUGUCAGCAUCCGUCGAGAGAAUGUGAGUAAGAGACUUGUGAUUGAUGGUCAGGAUGAAACGGAAUUGUUUCCCUUCCAUUUGACUUAAAUAUCAAUUUGCCCCUUAAACUUGCACAUAAAUUAACUGUAUUAUAAAAUUUUGUUACUGUUAUCAAUUUGGUCCGGAAUGGGGAAGCAAAUUGACAUUUAAA
Molecule: messenger RNA, 3625 nt
Organism: Mercurialis annua (annual mercury)
Lineage: Eukaryota; Viridiplantae; Streptophyta; Magnoliopsida; Malpighiales; Euphorbiaceae
Product: pentatricopeptide repeat-containing protein At1g79490, mitochondrial
Exons: 4
Coding region: 453-2960 (835 amino acids)
Molecular function (GO): protein binding
Source: RefSeq, a predicted model, not a curated record